UCUCUCCCUCUCAAAAAUAACAUUAUAAAAAAUUUUUUAAGUGAAAGGAGCCGGUACGAAUGCACGUUCUCAAGCCAGGCACUCAGUAGGGUUCCUGUGUCAUUCCGAACCUUUUGUCAGUCUUCCAGAUUGAGACCAUCUGGCAACAUCUUUAAAUAGGUCAGUAAAAGACAAACCAUCUUAGAAUAUAUAAAAGCGAGCAUUUUAAGCAAAAAUCCAGAUCCUACCGUUCUGUGUACAAUGUAGGGGACCCAUUUCCCGAGAGGGCUCAUGCCCACAGAUAAAAUAAUCAGCACAGGUUACAGAGUCCCCACCUCUUCGCCGUCCCACCUCCUCCUGAAGUGCUUUAAUUAGAAAGAUACUAACAGAUUAAAGCCUUAGCCGUAUUCCAUUCCUCCCUUGACCUGAAGAAAACCAUGGCCAUUGAGAAUCUGCUGCGUGUUAGAAAACCGUGUCAAAAGUUUUACCCAAGUCCACCAGCGAGUGUAAACAGAGCGUCCAGGGCGUGGGCUGUAUGUAAGGGGGAAAGGUGGCCCCGUCACACGGGGAUGAUUUAACUCGCACUGUGCUCACCUUCUGGGCUCAAGCCCUGAAAGUGGUGCCACGUUUCCAAGCAGAAGAGUAACACCUCUGGGCAGGAGAAGGCUAAGGUGAUGUCCCGGGUCUUCCUUCCAGUGAAGGACCCGCCCACUGGCCCUUUAGAGUCACCUGGGUGUUUCUGUAUGGGACCCGGUAACCACCGAGGCAGCACAGAAUUCAGGCAAACCAAAAGGCAAAUCCUCGCAUAGUACUUAGAGUCCGAUGAGAUAAAAUGACGGAUCAAAGGAUUAUUUUUGCUUAAUGAAGCAUUUUGGGGUUUGAGUCUCACCGGACUCCGCUUUCAACAGGAUGUGGUGCUCCGGGGCUGGAAUUUGGAAAUUCCAUUGCAGGCGCGUCAUCGGUCAGCUCUGAUGAAUCGGAACGAGACUCUCGCCCAAGCCCUGCUGCGCUCAAUGAUUUCAAACUGAGAAAUGGGUAGAUAGCGUGAAGGAUUUUUUUUUUUUUUUUGCUUCUGGAAUUAGCCUCGUGUGUUAAUUCAGAAAGUGGUCGGUUGCAUCCGAUGGUGUGCUUUAGUAAUCUGAACCAUCUGCCUCCCUGUAUUAAGGAGUUCAUCUCUUUAAUCCAGCUUACUGCCCGAGUACCGCUCUUCCCUGCCAUCAUGCCCUUGAGCAGAUGAGGCUGUGCAGAGUCCCUCGCUCUUGAACGUGUUGCCGUCGUUGAGAUUUGGAGAGUUUUGUCUUCGUUUGCUUGUUCGUUUGCCUUCGGGUUCUGCCUGAGUUUUGCCUUGAUUUUUCUGGAGCAGAAACGAUGGCUUUCUUUAUGAAAACCAUGAUCAGCAACCAGGUAAAGAACUUAGGAUUUGGUGGCGGGUCUGAAGAAAAAAAAGAAGAAGGAGGGACCUCUGAUCCUGCAGCAGCUCAAGGCAUGACUAGAGAGGAAUAUGAGGAGUACCAAAAGCAAAUGAUUGAGGAGAAGAUGGAAAGAGAUGCCGCAUUCACACAAAAAAAGGCAGAGAGGGCAUGCCUCAGAGUCCAUCUCAGAGAAAAGUACAGGCUCCCAAAGAGUGAAAUGGAUGAGAACCAAAUCCAGAUGGCUGGAGAUGACGUGGAUUUGCCCGAAGAUCUCCGGAAAAUGGUAGACGAAGACCAGGAGGAGGAAGAGGACAAGGAUUCUAUUCUCGGGCAGCUCCAGAAUCUCCAGAACAUGGACUUGGACACCAUAAAAGAAAAAGCCCAGGCCACCUUCACGGAAAUGAAGCAGACAGCAGAGCAGAAGUGUUCUGUGAUGUAAGGGGCGAGGCAGGGGACGGGAGGGACCCGGGUCGAGGGGGCGGUGACCACUGUCCUAUGGAGCGUUUCGAGACCAUAUACUUACGUGUAGCGAACACAGAAAAUUCCAUGUUGAUACACUCUCCACAGACCCAUAGACAACAACUCGAUGUUCUGAAUGUUCCCUGUAGAGCGCUUAGCUAGCACCUUCCAGGAGGGAACAUACUUUCCUUUUAAGUUAUGAAGUGUGGCCCAGGGUGACGUUUCAUCCGUGAGCGACGCCGAACACAGAUCUGCUUAAAGGUCUUUGGGACAGCCAGGAGGAAACAACGCAAAGGGCACUUCCUCUCCUCUUUCCUUUCUUACAGGGGAGGGUCUCACCCUCUCCCGCCACUAGCAUGGCUCCAGGCCCCUUGGGAAAAGAUGUGGGAGGUCAGGGAGCCCCCUGGGAUCCCAGGCUUCAGGCUCAGGAGCAAGCAAAGACCUCGGAACCAACCUCCCACUCCCGGGCAGCCGGACACUGUUGAUGCUCCCCAUCGACUUUGGCCUUUGGACACUUCAAGGCCAAGGGGCAGUGGCAGGGACGAAAUGAGACAGGAAGGUGGAGAAUAGACUUCGCCAGCCCUCUGCAUCAUUCUAGAGGCCACGUGAAGGAUGGACUUGAGGGGGUGACGUGAGAGGCAGGGGGGCAACUGGGAAGGCUGUGGCUAUCUCCACGUUCACCAUCAUCACCCUUUGCCUGAACUUGGUGAUGUCAUGGGAACAAAGUGGUGGAUGAAUAAAGAGC
Messenger RNA from Acinonyx jubatus (cheetah), 2595 nucleotides. It is a transcript of the gene CPLX4, whose product is annotated as complexin 4. NCBI's taxonomy places the organism in Eukaryota, Metazoa, Chordata, Mammalia, Carnivora, Felidae. Gene Ontology annotation, molecular function: syntaxin binding. The coding region runs from base 1348 to 1830 and encodes 160 amino acids. The transcript is spliced from 3 exons. Gene Ontology annotation, biological process: regulation of neurotransmitter secretion; neurotransmitter transport; synaptic vesicle exocytosis. The record is from RefSeq and is a predicted model, not a curated record. Gene Ontology annotation, cellular component: SNARE complex; terminal bouton.